Molecule: messenger RNA, 495 nt
Organism: Dendroctonus ponderosae (mountain pine beetle)
Lineage: Eukaryota; Metazoa; Arthropoda; Insecta; Coleoptera; Curculionidae
Exons: 2
Coding region: 1-495 (164 amino acids)
Source: RefSeq, a predicted model, not a curated record
AUGCUGAUCAGCUUCGAUGUUGUCUCUCUAUUUACAAAGGUACCCGUGGACGAAUCCAUAGAAUUAGUGGCGGAGCUAUUUGAAGAGAGUACAACAAAUCUGUUCAAGGCUUGUCUGAAGGGCAGCUACUUCCUGUGGAAUGGAGAUUACUACGAACAAAAGGAAGAAUUUGAGGAAACAGUGCUGAGCACCGCACCCCUUAAACCAACGAUCUGGUACCGAUAUGUCGAUGACACGUUCGUGCUAUGGAGGCAUGGACGCAAAAACCUGGACAUCUUCCUCGACCACCUAAACAAACAGCAGCCAGACAUCCAAUUUACCAUGGAAGUUGAACAAAACCACCAACUGGCCUUCCUGGAUGUUUUGGUGUCUAGGUUGGGUAAUCGUUUGGACCACAAGGUAUAUCGAAAAGCCACCCACACAGACAGAUAUAUUCACAAGCUAUCUAACCACCAUCCGAGUCAGAAGCACGGAAUCAUUAAAACUCUUUCAUAA